Molecule: messenger RNA, 963 nt
Organism: Protopterus annectens (West African lungfish)
Lineage: Eukaryota; Metazoa; Chordata; Ceratodontiformes; Protopteridae
Product: olfactory receptor 8B3-like
Exons: 1
Coding region: 1-963 (320 amino acids)
Biological process (GO): G protein-coupled receptor signaling pathway
Cellular component (GO): membrane
Molecular function (GO): G protein-coupled receptor activity; olfactory receptor activity
Source: RefSeq, a predicted model, not a curated record
AUGGAAUACCAGAAUUAUACUGCUUCUUCCAUUACACACUUCAUUAUUGCUGGAAUUCCUGGGCUUCAGGACUGGAAAGAACGGAUUGCUCUAGCUAUAGUCUUCUUUGUGAUAUACACUGUUACCAUUAUAGCAAACUUAAUUUUCCUUAUUAUAAUAAAACUUGACCAUGCUCUGCACUCCCCAAUGUACCUGUUUAUCUGUAACCUGGCUUUCCUGGAUCUUCUUAUUCCUUCUGUUACCAUCCCAGAGAUGCUCUACUAUUUGAUAACAGAGGAUGGAUUUAUUGCUUUUGGUCCAUGCAUUAUGCAGAUGUAUUGCUAUCUCUCCUUCUUAGUAGCAGAAGCUUUCACGUUGGUGGGCAUGGCUUAUGAUCGUUACCAGGCUAUAUGUAACCCAUUAGGUUAUUCCACUGUUAUGACCACAAAGCAUGUCUUCAUUUUAUCAGCUUUGAGUUGGGCAGUAGGUAUAAUAGAAGCUAUGAUCCAUGUGUACUUUGUACUCACUGCAACUUUUUGUGGCCCAAACAGAAUUGAAUACUUUUGCUGUAAUUAUGCACCGAUUAUAUUAUUGGCUUGUACUGAUGUCUCUGUUCACAAUCAAUACAAUAUGGGUAUUUCUUUAAUUAUCAUCUCAGUUCAGCUGUCUCUUAUUUUAUAUUCUUAUGGAAAGAUAAUUACUGCAGUGCUUAGAAUCUCUUCUAUUGAGGGUCAGUCAAAAGCCUUUUCCACGUGUGCCAGCCAUGUUCUAGUCAUUAGUGUUUUUUUCCUGGUUCUAGCUUUUCUGUUCAUUUCCUAUGGCAUGUCAGGAAUUCCAGAUCAAAUACGUACUCUGGCUGCUAUCAUCCAAAACUUGUUGCCUUCUUUAGUCAAUCCCAUUAUUUACUGUCUGAAAACAAAAGAAAUCAGGAUCAGUAUUACCAAAAUGCUCACAAAAUGCAGAAUGUGGGCAUCUAUCAGUUGA